Molecule: messenger RNA, 1449 nt
Organism: Nyctereutes procyonoides (raccoon dog)
Lineage: Eukaryota; Metazoa; Chordata; Mammalia; Carnivora; Canidae
Gene: RAB33B
Product: RAB33B, member RAS oncogene family
Exons: 2
Coding region: 90-767 (225 amino acids)
Biological process (GO): Rab protein signal transduction
Cellular component (GO): Golgi apparatus; endosome
Molecular function (GO): GTP binding; GTPase activity
Source: RefSeq, a predicted model, not a curated record
GCGCCUGGCGGUGGCGUCAUCGGGGCGUGUGCGCGUGUCCGCUCCUCCGCCGCCUCGGGUCGGGGCGGGUCCGGGGAACGGCCUCGGAGAUGGAGUCGUCCCUGGAGGCGAGCUUGUCGUCCAGCGGCGCGGUGUCGGGGGCCGCGGGGUUCCUGCCGCCGGCUCGCUCCCGCAUCUUCAAGAUCAUCGUGAUCGGCGACUCCAACGUGGGCAAGACGUGCCUGACCUACCGCUUCUGCGCCGGCCGUUUCCCCGACCGCACGGAGGCUACUAUCGGGGUGGAUUUCCGAGAACGAGCCGUGGAGAUCGACGGGGAGCGCAUCAAGAUCCAGUUGUGGGACACAGCAGGACAAGAACGAUUUAGAAAGAGCAUGGUACAGCACUAUUACAGAAAUGUACAUGCUGUUGUCUUCGUGUACGAUAUGACCAACAUGGCUAGUUUUCAUAGCCUGCCAUCUUGGAUAGAAGAAUGCAAACAGCAUUUGCUAGCCAGUGACAUACCACGGAUUCUCGUUGGAAAUAAAUGUGACUUGAGAAGUGCCAUUCAAGUACCUACAGACUUGGCACAAAAAUUUGCUGACACACACAGUAUGCCUUUGUUUGAAACCUCUGCGAAAAACCCCAAUGAUAAUGACCAUGUGGAAGCUAUAUUUAUGACCUUGGCUCAUAAACUUAAGAGCCACAAACCAUUAAUGCUUAGUCAACCCCCUGAUAAUGGAAUUAUUCUGAAGCCUGAACCAAAGCCUGCAAUGACAUGCUGGUGCUAAGUAACAGUCUUUAUUAUACUAUCUAAUUUUGACUAGAGAAAUACUUUUGAAGUAUGACAGUGAUAAGUCAUAAGAUUUAAUCUCAAAUAUAAUGGAUCAUCCUGACAUUAUACUGUUUAUCAUUGUCAUGCUAAUUUUUGUAUUUUGUAUCUACUUAAUUAAGUUUGUCAUCAUGACAACACAGGGCAAAAGUUGGUUUUCACGUGAGGUUGAAAAUGAAGCAAAGGUAGGAUGAAUCAGAACAUCUUCCCGUUGAGAGCCCAGUGAAGGAGGCUUCAAAUCAGAGCAUGAUGGUAUUUUAGGAGUAAAUCACUGUUCAUUCCUGUGUUCCAGGGAUAGAAAAAAAUAAAAGGGUAUAGGACAUACCUACUAGGUAUGUCCUUUGAAUGGGAAGCAUUCUCAAUAGGACAAAACUGGUAUUUGCCUCUCCCUAAAGUUCUUUGUAUUAUUGAUGUAUUUAAUUGCAUUAUUAUGGGUACAUGUUAGAGCCAAGACGAUUUUAGUCCAGUGGGAGGAGAAGGCAUAGAAUGUUUUCUGGUUCUCAGUGUAUAAAGAAUGACUUCCAGUGAUUCCACAUGCUUGAUAUUUCUAAUUGAUUUAUCAAUCAUAUCUACAGAAGUCAUUGUUAUUUUUAGAAAAAAAUUGUUUUCUUACUAAAUUCUAUUAAAAUAUGCCAAAAUAA